Messenger RNA from Megalobrama amblycephala (Wuchang bream), 3651 nucleotides. It is a transcript of the gene gpt2, whose product is annotated as glutamic pyruvate transaminase (alanine aminotransferase) 2. Gene Ontology annotation, biological process: biosynthetic process. The record is from RefSeq and is a predicted model, not a curated record. The transcript is spliced from 11 exons. Gene Ontology annotation, molecular function: pyridoxal phosphate binding; L-alanine:2-oxoglutarate transaminase activity. NCBI's taxonomy places the organism in Eukaryota, Metazoa, Chordata, Actinopteri, Cypriniformes, Xenocyprididae. Bases 261 to 1904 code for a protein of 547 amino acids.
GGGAGCGCAUAAAGAUUGGCGGGUGGAUGAUCAUAGUAGGCGAUGAAGGUGGUUCUCUGAGCGUGAUACAGUCAAAUGCUUGAUAAUGCGGAUCGGCCUUGUACAGAAGAAACAUUUUCUGAAGUGAUUUCGUGUCAAUUUUAACCUUUAAUUGACUUAACUGGCGGUCUGAACGACGGUUAUAGAAUCUUUUACAUUUGCGUCUCUUCUCGCGCACCCUCGUUUCGAGCUUUUGAAAGGUUCACUCACUCUCUGCCGACAUGUAUCGCUUGCAGUUACUGGCAGCUCGGUCAUUAAUCGCCGGAGCUCUCGAUCAGUGUACCCCCUUAACACUGACAUCUCUUACCGGGGUGAGACACAAAUCUCAAGGUCCGUCCGUGGAGAAGUACGGUCAGAUGCGCUUCAGCACCGCAGAGGCUAAAGUGGCUGCUGGGCGUCUGGACGGAAAGAUGCGGGAGAAGACACUGACCAUGGACACACUGAACCCGCAUGUGAAGGCUGUGGAGUACGCCGUGAGAGGACCCAUCGUCAUCAAAGCUGGAGAGAUUGAGAGAUGCUUGGAGGAGGGUGGUACAAAACCCUUCUCUGAGGUCAUCAAAGCCAACAUCGGUGAUGCACAUGCCAUGGGACAGCAACCAAUCACCUUCCUCAGACAGGUGGUGGCUCUCUGCACAUUCCCUGAGCUGAUGGACAGCCCCAGUUUCCCAGAGGAUGCGAAAUGGAGAGCACGACAUAUCCUGCAGGGCUGCGGGGGACACAGUCUCGGGUCAUAUAGUGCAAGCCAGGGUGUAGAGUACAUCCGCAAACACAUUGCCACAUACAUAGAGCAGAGAGAUGAAGGAGUUCCUUCAAACUGGGAAAACAUUUUCCUCACCUCUGGAGCUAGUGAUGGCAUUAUGACUAUUCUGCGGUUGCUGGUGUCUGGGAAAGACUCUUCUCGGACCGGUGUAAUGAUCCCCAUUCCUCAGUAUCCGCUUUACUCCGCUGCAAUCUCAGAGAUGGAUGCAGUACAGGUCAACUACUACUUGGAUGAGGAUAACUGCUGGGCCCUGGACAUCAAUGAACUUUACAGAUCCUAUCAGGCUGCCAAACAGCACUGCCAGCCCAGAGUCAUUUGCAUCAUUAACCCUGGCAAUCCUACGGGUCAGGUCCAGAGUAAAAAAUGCAUUGAAGAAGUCUUGCACUUUGCUUAUGAGGAGAAUCUCUUUGUUAUGUCAGAUGAGGUGUAUCAGGAAAAUGUGUAUGCUCCUGACUGUCAGUUCCACUCCUUCAAGAAGGUGCUAUAUGAGAUGGGUCCUGAGUACUUCAACAAUGUGGAGCUUGCCUCCUUCCAUUCCACUUCCAAAGGCUACACAGGAGAGUGUGGCUUCAGGGGUGGAUAUAUGGAGGUGAUCAACAUGGAUCCUGAGGUCAAGGCCCAGCUGGUGAAGCUUUUAUCAGUUCGACUGUGCCCCCCCCUGGCUGGCCAGGCUGCAAUGGAUGUCAUCGUCAAUCCUCCACAACCAGACGAGCCCUCGUUCAGACAGUUCUACCAGGAGAAAUCGUCAGUGCUGGGUGCUUUAGCAGAAAAAGCUAAGCUAACUGAGCAGAUCCUGAAUUCAGUUCCAGGAAUCAAGUGUAAUCCCGUCCAGGGGGCCAUGUACGCCUUCCCUCGCAUCUUUAUCCCUCCUAAGGCAGUGGAGGAAGCCAAGGCUCUAGGAAUGCAGCCUGACAUGCUGUACUGCCUGAGGUUGCUGGAGGAGAUGGGGAUCUGUGUUGUUCCUGGUAGUGGCUUUGGGCAGAAAGAUGGAACUUAUCAUUUCAGAAUGACAAUCUUGCCAUCCAGAGAGAAGCUAAAGGUACUUCUUGGCAAAGUGCGAGAUUUCCACAUCAGUUUCCUGAAAGAGUAUUCUACUGUGGAGUAGCUACAGACAUGAGAUGUGUCCUGAUUAGGAAAACAUAAACUGGCGAGCUCCAGCACUACUUAACACACUAACUACACGUUUAAACUGUAAAGGUAGUGUUAAGUAAUUUAAUGAAGUUUUACAAAAAAUUCAGCCUUGUUUACCAAUACAAAAAUGGUUUCCAGAUGAGUUUUGGGGAACUAUUAGCAGUUUAGUCAGACAUGUAACACUGUUUGAAUGUUUUCACAGUCCAUGAGACAAGAUCGGAUACAGCAACAUUAUCAAUCAUUUUUCCCUCUGUUAAUUUGCUUUUAAUUAAUCAAUUCUGCAGCAGGGUGUGUGGUUAAUAUACCCCCUAUCAUGCAUGAGUUUGAGAUCCAAUUACAAAUCUUAUUUAUUAACAACUUUCCAAACCAGCAACUGAAUUGUUCAGUUGAAAUUCUUUUGUAGCGCCUUAUUUGAACUACUCAAAACUAUUUUGCCUGAUGAAAAUUAAGCCAUUUCGCUUUGGUUUGGGGGAAAGGGUGGAUUGUGAUGUGACAACACUGAAGGUACAUUAUUCACGAUAUGGUUCUGGAAAGUUUACAAGGAGGGACUCUUGAUGUUUGUGUUGUCCUCAUCCUUAGUUGCACUCAUUGCCAUGCAAUGUACAUAAACUUUUUUUUUUUUAACAACAUUACAAGCUUGGUCACAAGUUAAGCUUCUGUGGAGGAUUGUGACUAAGCUGAAAACAUGGACUGAUGGGAGCAUGUGUGGAUAAAGUGCUGGCUUGUAAUUGUUUACUGAUGUAUUUUAUUUCCUCUUUUUGCAUUGCAAGUUAUUUUAAACUAUUAAACAAAAUCCUGUACCAUGAUGCUGUUCAUCAAAUUUCUCAACUCAGACUUUGAUCAUGAGUUCAUGAAUAACUACAUAGCAUGUACGCAUGAAAUUGCGACAUCGGUAGCGAACAGCCAAUCGCAUGCCUUGAAACGGUGAGACUGCAAUUCACUUCUCCUGAGAGAAGUGAAUAACACUGACUCUCUUCUGCUGAAUAUUGAGAUUAUGAAACGUGAAGAAUUUAAACAGUUGUCCUCAAACGGGGAAACUAAAAUAAAACUUCUGUUUAUAUCAGUGCAUGUGAAACAAGUUUAAAAUCUUUAAUAUGGAGCAAGAGAAACUGGGUGAGUGACUUUGUUGCGUUAGAGAUGUCACUGCUCACAGCUGAUUGGUCCAGUUUUCAGUUUGAGGUCUCUUAUGCAGAACAAAACCUGCUGUUGAGUGCAAGUUACUAUGGUGAUGAACACCGGAAAAAGCUAACCUACUUACAUGCUACAUUAAACCCACAAACAGUUGGCACUAACUAAUCUUAAACUUACUUCACAAGACAGGUGAAUCUGCUUCAUGGUACAGGCCUCAGGUCAUUCAGAUAGUUUGUUGUAUUAUCUAAGAUCAGCCAUUAGGAGAUAUUUGUGCCAAAUCUAUUAGUUGAAAUUCUCUCUCUCUGACAUCUCAUCUAUCAUAUCAAAGCCAUUAACACUGAAUGAAUAUUGUUAAUGCACUCUUGCAUUUCUUUGAACUUAUCACUUCAUGUGAGGUGCCUUUACUCAUGCCUGUAAACUUUUAAUGAAAUGAGUUUCCCUACAUGCAUUAAUAGCUUGUAAUAUUGAAUUUUUAAAAUGGCUUGUUUGUUUCUUAUGUAUUUUUUGUUUACAUAUUUUUGGAAAUUGGCCCAACGUUAAUAUUGUACAUAGUAUUUUCAACUGAAUAUUAAAGUUACGGAGACUGUUAA